AUGGAGUUGGUGGAUCCUCCCACAAUAGGAGGAAAGUUCACUUGGAGAAAUAUAUGUGGUAGUGCUAUGAGUAGAUUGGAUAGAUUUCUUCUUUUGGAUAAGUUCAUUGAUGAUUGGAAGGUAGAAGGCCAAACAAUAGGUGAAAGGGAUGUUUCGGAUCAUGCUCCAAUAUGGAUGAAAGAUAAUAAAAGAAAUUGGGGGCCUAAAUCUUUUAGGUUUAACAAUCUCUGGUUUAAUCAUGAUAAUUUCAUUCAUUUUGUAGAGGUGGAAUGGAAGAAGAUUGUGGUGAUGGGAAGAGGAGAUUUUUGUUUGGUUGAGAAAUUGAAAGCUCUAAAAAGCCAAAUUGUCAAGUGGAAUAAGGAGGUGUAUGGGUGGAUAAAUCUCAACAUUGAAGAGGCGGGUAAAGAGAUGCACUUUUUAGAUAACAAGUUUGCUCAUUUUGCAGGUAAUGUUUCGGAGGAGGUGGUGGUAGAAAGAUCUAUAGUGGCAAUCGAUUUUUGGGACAACCUUUGCAAAAAAGAAGGCUUUCUUCGUCAAAAAUUGAGGCAAUUAUUAUUAACCGAAGGUGAUUGUAACACUUGUUAUUUCCACAAUUCUCUAAAAGAUAGAAGAAGGAGGAAUUCUUUGUGUGCUCUUGAUUCUAGAGGGGGGAUAUUGAAAAAAGUUAGUGAAGUUAAAGGAUUUAUUUUCAAUCAUUUCAAAUCUUUCUUCAAUGAGGAGGCGGAGGGGAGGCCGAAUCUUAGUGGUUUGUCUUUAAAGGCGCUUAGUGGUUGGGAGAGUUUGAAUAUAGAAAGAUUGUUCACGGAGUUGGAAGUUAAAGAUGCAAUUUGGUCGUGCGAUGGAAACAAAAGCGCGGGACCGGAUGCUUUGAUUCCAAAAAUCAACAAUACGCAAAAUUUAGGAGAGUAUCUUCCCAUUUGUUUGGUGGGAAGUAUCUACAGAAUCAUUUCGAAGAUUUUGGCGGCUAGAUUGAAAGAGGUAAUUGGUACUUUGGUCUCUAACAAUCAAACCGCUUUUGUUUCGGGUAGAAACAUGAUGGAUAGUGUUUUAUUGGUUAAUGAGUUAAUUGAUUGGUCGAGAAGGAAGAAAAGAAGUUGUAUCUUACUAAAUGUGGACAUCGAAAAGGCUUAUGACUCAGUUUCUUGGAAAUAUCUUAGAGACAUGAUGAUGAGAAUGGGUUUUGGUGAUAUGUGGAUGAGAUGGAUGGAUACUUGUAUUUUUAUGAGUCACAUGUCCGUUUUGGUCAACGGGAGCGCAACGAAGGAAUUUAAGGUUCAUAAAGGUUUGAGACAAGGAGAUCCUUUGUCCCCGUUCCUCUUUGUUCUUGCUAUGAAAGGUUUAAAAGCUCUUGUGAGAAAAUCGAUAGAGAUGGGGGAUUUAAAACCUUUCAAUUAUGGGGAAGAGGAUUAUGUGGACAUAUUGCAAUUUGCGGACGACACUAUAAUUCUUGGAGAAGAUUCGUGUGAUAAUCUUUGGAAUAUGAAAGUUUUGUUGAGAGGCUUUGAGUUAGUUUCCGGUUUGAAAACCAACUUUGCUAAAAGUAAUAUCCUUGGUGUUAACGUUGGUGAUUGGUUCAUUAACGCCACAACGACGUUUCUUUCUUGCAAGAAAGGCGGAAUUCCUUUCAAAUUCUUAGGAAUCAUGGUGGGGGAGAGUCUUAGAAAGAAGAAAGUAUGGUUGGAAGUGAUAAACAAAAUAAAGGGGCGUCUUUCAUCUUGGAAGGGAAGCAACAUAUCUAUGGGAGGUAGAGUUCCUCUUAUUAAUUUGGUUCUAAAUGCAAUUCCAACCUUUACACUAUCCUUUUUCAAAGCUCCGGGAAAGGUCAUAAAAGAGAUAAGAAGGCUUCAAAGCGAUUUUUUAUGGAGUGAGAAACUUGAUAAAAAGAGUAUUCAUUGGGUGAAGUGGAAGAACGUUUGUAGAUCAAAAGAGAAGGGCGGGCUAGGAGUGCGAGAUGUAGGGGAGGUGAACAAAGCUCUCCUUUUAAAAUGGAAGUGGAGAAUUUUGAGGAAGGAUAAUGCCAUUUGGAGUAGAUUUCUUUUGUUGAGGUAUCAUUGUCCUAAACUAAAGGUUCAAGUACCUAGUGGAGAAAUGAGUAGAAGUGAUGAUUCUAUUUGGUGGAGGGAUAUUAACAAAAAUAAUGUGAUAGAUGACCUCGUUGAUAGCGCGGAUGUCUUGGUUUGGACCAAUGGUACUCACAAAUGGAAUUUGGAGGCUUUGUUUGGCAGCAGUACAACCCAUGGUACAGCGGUUGUUGCUGUUACGACAGCUAGGCCUUGCUGGAAUCAGUUUUGUGCCAAGUUGGAUAGCUUCACUCCGAGCAAAUUGGAGAACGGUACCUUCUUGUGGUGCAUAAACCUGGAAAAGGAGUUUUCGGUUGCUAGCAUUUCAAAUAUUGUUAGUGUUUCAAAAUCCUUUGCUUGGGCACCUUACUUGUUUAAUUUGUUGAAGGUGAUGUGGGAGCUUAAAAUUCCCCCUAAGCUGAAAGUUUUUGCUUGGAGAUUUUUCAUUGAAAGACUACCUUCUAAAGAUCAGUUGAUGAAAAGGGGAGUCAAUACCUUCACAAAUACGGAUUGCGUUUUUUGUGGCAACCAUCCGGAGAAUUUUUCUCAUCUCUUUUUUAAUUGUCAAGUGGUGAAAGAGAUUUGGAAACACAUAUAUGGUUGGUUGGGUAUUAUGGUGGAGCUUAAUGGAGAGGAGUUCAUGGAUUUUGGUGCAAUUCAAGAAAAAGUGAAGAAGGCUAAUCAUAGGGUGAAUAUCAAUUUUGUUUGGAUAGCCAUCAUUUGGUGCAUAUGGCUUAUGAGGAAUGCCGUAAUCUUUAAGGGGAAGGUUUUUUGCUUUGAUGUGGUUUGUUCUAAUAUCAUCUUCCUCUCUUGGAAAUGA
This is a messenger RNA of Vicia villosa (hairy vetch), 2880 nucleotides long. RefSeq lists its product as uncharacterized. The record is from RefSeq and is a predicted model, not a curated record. The transcript has 3 exons. The coding region runs from base 1 to 2880 and encodes 959 amino acids. NCBI's taxonomy places the organism in Eukaryota, Viridiplantae, Streptophyta, Magnoliopsida, Fabales, Fabaceae.